CCAGAGCCCCCCGCCCCCAGCGCGGACGAGGACGGCAUCAACCUGGAGGAGAUCCGCGAGUUCGCCAAAACCUUCAAACUGCGGCGCCUGUCGCUGGGACUGACCCAGACACAGGUGGGACAGGCACUGACCGCCACCGAGGGGCCGUCCUACAGCCAGUCGGCCAUCUGCAGGUUGGAGAAGCUGGACAUCCCCCUGAAUGUCCCCAUGUCCCCACUUGUCCCCAAUGUCCCCAGGUUCGAGAAGCUGGACAUCACCCCCAAGAGCGCCCAGAAGCUGAAGCCGGUGCUGGAGAAGUGGCUGCGGGAGGCGGAGCAGCGGCAGCGCGAGGGGCAGCAGCGGCUGCUGGAGUUCGUGGGGGGAGAGCCGGGCAAGAAGCGCAAGCGCCGCACGUCCUUCACCCCGCAGGCCCUGGAGGCGCUCAACGCGCACUUCGAGCGCAACGCGCUGCCCACG
This is a messenger RNA of Malurus melanocephalus (red-backed fairy wren), 456 nucleotides long. RefSeq names its product POU domain, class 6, transcription factor 1-like. The record is from RefSeq and is a predicted model, not a curated record. Gene Ontology annotation, biological process: regulation of transcription by RNA polymerase II. NCBI's taxonomy places the organism in Eukaryota, Metazoa, Chordata, Aves, Passeriformes, Maluridae. Gene Ontology annotation, molecular function: DNA-binding transcription factor activity, RNA polymerase II-specific; RNA polymerase II cis-regulatory region sequence-specific DNA binding. The annotation marks the transcript as partial. The transcript is spliced from 3 exons.